Limulus polyphemus (Atlantic horseshoe crab) is the source of this 936-nucleotide messenger RNA. Its product is annotated as transient receptor potential cation channel subfamily V member 6-like. NCBI's taxonomy places the organism in Eukaryota, Metazoa, Arthropoda, Merostomata, Xiphosura, Limulidae. The annotation marks the transcript as partial. The record is from RefSeq and is a predicted model, not a curated record. The transcript has 8 exons. Gene Ontology annotation, biological process: calcium ion import across plasma membrane. Gene Ontology annotation, molecular function: calcium channel activity. Gene Ontology annotation, cellular component: membrane.
AUGUACGGCUAUACACUGAGGCAUCCUGUCAGGCCUUGCAAGGAAAACAUCACAAACAAGUAUGGACUAACGCCUUUAACUUUAGCCUGCAAGUUGGGAAGAAAUGAGAUCUUCAGAGAAAUGUUAGAACUUAGUGCCUUGGAGUUUUGGAGAUACAGUAACAUAACGUGUUCCGGUUAUCCAUUAAACGCCCUUGAUAGUAUUCUUCCUAGCGGAGAAACGAACUGGAACUCGGCUCUUAUUAUAAUUUUAAAUGGCAAAACGACUGAGCAUCUAGACAUGCUCGACGGUGGUGUCAUCCAGCGGUUGUUAGAAGAAAAAUGGAAAACGUUUGCUAGGAAAGAAUUUAUAAAGCGUCUUGGCAUUACUUUUCUACAUCUCAUCGUUCUGAGCAUAGCCGUGUUUCUUCGGCCUCCACCAGAAAAAGAGCUAAUUGGAGAACUCGACGCUCGCUCUAUUUGCCGAUAUGUUGCAGAAUUAGGAACCUGUUUUGCCGCUGUUAGUUUUGUUGUCUUCCAACAGGGAGAGGAGAUCAAAGCACAAGGUCUUUUAGGCUUCCUUUUUAGUUUGAGUAGUAACCCUGCUAAAGGCAUCUACCUUUUUGCCAAUAUUUUGGUUAUGUUGUGUGUGCCCUGUCGCCUAGCGGGCGAGAGACGAGUCGAAGACAUUCUACUAACUAUAGCCAUUCCUUGUUCGUGGGUUUUCCUCAUUUUCUUCGCCGGUGCAGUAAAGUUAACUGGACCUUUUGUUACUAUGAUCUACAACAUGCUAGUAGGAGAUAUCGUCCGCUUUUGUAUAAUUUAUGUCGUGUUUCUUCUUGCUUUCACUCAAGCAUUCUACUUCCUAUUUAAGGGACAUUCAGGAAAGACGAAAAAAUUUGAAACCUAUCCUCGCACAUGGAUGACAUUAUUUCAUAUGACUUUGGGGUUUUAUGAG